GUUUGCAUCUAAAUGGCCAGCACAUCAGUCACUAGUCCGACCGGAUCUGUGCGGUCGACCAGCACACAGCCCGACUACAACUCUCCAAACUUGAAAAUAGUUGUCCGGUUCCGCAACAUUGGGAACGCACCGAUUCUGAAGCAGCCUGUGUUUAAGAUUGCGACGUCUCAGAGGAUAAUUACGCUAACAAAGUUCUUGCGCGCGAAGCUCGAUUGCAAAGACAGCGACACUCUGUUUCUCUAUGUGGGCACAGCGUUUGCGCCUGCACCUGAUGAGACUCUGGGUAACCUCGCUCGGUCAUUUUGUGUGGAUAACUCGCUUGUAUUCUACUACUCUAUGGCACCUGCCUGGGGUUAAUUUUGCAAACCGCUGUGCUGUACUUCUCUCGAUAUCUCAAAUACCAUUAAAUAGCUUUUCUUACUAUCA
Molecule: messenger RNA, 426 nt
Organism: Linderina pennispora
Lineage: Eukaryota; Fungi; Kickxellomycota; Kickxellomycetes; Kickxellales; Kickxellaceae
Product: putative autophagy-related protein 12
Exons: 1
Coding region: 13-357 (114 amino acids)
Biological process (GO): C-terminal protein lipidation; autophagy of mitochondrion; autophagosome assembly
Cellular component (GO): Atg12-Atg5-Atg16 complex; phagophore assembly site membrane; cytoplasm
Source: RefSeq, a predicted model, not a curated record